Molecule: messenger RNA, 2634 nt
Organism: Hyalella azteca
Lineage: Eukaryota; Metazoa; Arthropoda; Malacostraca; Amphipoda; Hyalellidae
Product: armadillo-like helical domain-containing protein 3
Exons: 12
Coding region: 307-2634 (775 amino acids)
Biological process (GO): regulation of Golgi organization
Cellular component (GO): cytosol
Source: RefSeq, a predicted model, not a curated record
AAAAAACUGCUGCAUACUGGGCCCAUAUAACACAAUCUGCUAAGAUAACAAAGCAACAAUUGAUUUUAUCAACAGAAAUGCUUUAUGUAUUAGAAAUGUUUUAACACUAUUUUUAGAGCAAAUUUUAACUAGUAAGCAGAUGCAUUGUCCAAUGUAGAAGAUUAAUGUUAUGGAAGUCAGUAUAUUUUGGUACAUGAAAAAAUAAUAUAUAAUUUCCCUGCUUACUUUCACCUGGCCUUUUAAUUAGAAGUUGUGAGAUCAUUGAUAUUGUCUCAAAGAAGUUCUAAAACAUCACAUUGAAUAAAAAUGACAACAAUGUCGAGCAUGUCUAGUAAACUUAAAGGAGGGGGUGUCCGCCGUGGGCAGCUGAAGGAGAAAGUUGUGCAGAUGUAUGAAGAACUCCUACAUCCAGCCAUUCAUCCCUCCUUUAGCCCAAGUAUGGGUACUCCUUCUCUGCCCAACAAGUCUCCUGCAUCUCGAUUUUGGGAGGACUUUUUUCUUCUCAGACCAAAACUAUCAGCACUGGAGGGAGAAAUAAAUAGAUUAAGUGUGGAGCAGUUGGCAGCUCUGAAGCCUAAUUUAAAUGGUUUGUUUGCUGAGUGUGUGGGCACACUGAAUAAUGCCCUGCAACCCUCACACACCAUUCGCUCCAUCAAUGCAAUGCUUACAUUGUGUGGCCUGAUCCGAGGUGUGUACAGGAAGUGUGAGGGAGGAGGCCCCACUGCUGUGUUGCCCGGGUCAUCUCCCUUCUCAAUGAGUGGCUCUGCUUGUGAUGUAAUAAAUAUUCUUGUUGGCUUUGAUGCUGCAGAGGACCUCAUGAGACAACUUCUGCUACAGGUUUCCGAGUUCCUCACUGGAGAAAGUCCCGGGUGCUUAAAGAGAGUCUCAUUGAAGCUACUGCUGGUGCUGUGUACCGCUACUGACGACAUCAACCAGAACACGCUUCUGGAGUACCUCACCAUCACCUGUGUCUUUCACCCAGUCAUGCAGUUAUUAGCGGACUCCUGCUCUCGCCAUCUGUACGGAGGUGAUGCAGUAAUGUUCAUCCUGUUGAUGGUGCAAUAUCGGUCACAUGAGAUGGUCAACCCCUACACUGUGCAGCUCUCCUUGCUUGACAAUGAGCUCGUGCUCAAUGGAUAUGGACAGGUCAUACGAUGCUGGUUAAGUGCAUUCAACCGUAAGUUUGCAGCCACCAUGGUUGAGGCACAGUCAUCAGGGUGGCUGGCGUCCAUCACGUCAAUGGUGGGGGGACUUUUUGUGUCUGAUGAGCACACCAACCGCACUCAUCAAAUCAAGGCUAAUGAUGCGUAUCUGUUGGGUCUGUUUGAGGCGGUGCACUUGAACAGGAACUUCAUCACUGCCCUCACAACAGCAGCAACAGAAGCCUCCAGUCCACCCAGUCCCUCCACCUCCACACAGUCUCUUCAUUCCGCUCCUCAGAAUGUGCUGGCAGAAACAGGCACUCAAGGCAUGACCAGCAGCACUCACAGCUCGACAUCUGAGGCACCCAUAGACUCGCCCUCCUCGCCAACCACCAACACGUCCGUUCCUUGCCCCAACACCGCUGCCAUUUCCCCCUCAGAAGGUCUAUCUCAACAAGCAGCUCCUCAGUUAAUCACUAUCAACAACAACACAUUCAACACCAGCCUUGCUCAUGAUCGUCAGGAAGAGAACAGUUCUUAUGAACAGCAGCAACUACAGCUCUUGCUGGAGGCAAACGUUCAGCCUACGAACCUCAUGGUUACUUUCCUCGAGUACUGCUCGAUCGUGAUGCAGGACACGAAGAGCGAAGAGUGCCACCAGAACGUGCAGCUGUGCUUCAUAAUCCUGACCUGCAUCAGUGAGGACCAGUACAGCAACCUGCUGCUGCACGAUGCAAACCUCGUGUUCGCCGUACAGCUCCACAGGCUCCCCAUGCGACACCGCAAACUCGCUUCUCCACACGGCACCACGAACCGCGCACGACCUCUUGCUUGUGCCGUCAUAGAUCUGCUGGUGGAGUUCACCAUGUCGCACAUGCUCAAGAAGCUGCCCGUGGAGCAGUUCAUGCAGUGCGUGGGUAUCGUGCACAGACUGCUGUGCUACCAGAAGCGCAACGCCGUGCGGUUGCCCUACGCCUGGAAGGAGCUGUGGACGGCUCUCAUCGCCCUCACUAAAUUCAUCGUAGCCAACGAGACGCAGCUCGUCAAGCGGCAUAAUAUCUUCCAGCUCGCUUACCAGAUUGUGAACAUCUUCAACCUGUUCAUCACGUACGGUGACACUUUCCUAUCGAGCGCGUCGUGCUACGACGAGCUCUACUACGAGAUCAUGCGCAUGCACAUCGUCUUCGAGAACCUCUACAGCCUGGGCCUCCGCUACGCCCGCUCUGACGGCGACUAUAAGGACCAAGCCCACCAGCUCACCAACAGCCUCGCCAACAUUAGGUCGAUCAUCGGGCACUUCUCCCCGGCGCUGGACCGCUUCAGCCACGAGCAGAACAUCUCAACGCUGACGGAGGCGCAGGUGCUGGACGUGGUGCGCUCCAACUACGAGAGUCUGACGCUCAAGCUGCACGACAGCCUCGACACCUACACCAAGUACACGGCCCUGCCACACCACAAGGCGCUCCACGCGAACAUGGUGCGUGUGUCGUGA